AUGCCCAUAUUCCAGGACGAUCUCUACCACUCGCCGCCCGUUCCCAAUGCAUCAUCCACUGCAACAGAACCAAUCUUGCUGCACCAGCAAAUCAACAUGCCGUCCCUGACGAGGAAGCUAUCUGAAGAGAGCAUCCGGACUGAACUCUGCGAGGGCCCCGUUCUCGAAAGCCCAAGGCCCUCAACCCCCGAGAGUGAUGCCGCCGCAAUCACGUCUGAUCGCGCCGAGUUGAUCGAGCGCCUGAAGCGAGGAGAGAGUCCGACUUGGGUUCCGAACCGCCUUUUAGGAUCACCUCGGAGCCCCAGAGAUGGUCCUUUUGCCCACAACAUCACUCAGCUCGAGUCGCUGUUCAAUAACUUGCCCCGUCCAACCACCCCACGAAGCUCGCGUCCGCCGUCGAGCUCGUCUAGCUUACUACCGCCGGCGAGUAUCACUCCGGAGAAAUUGGGUGGAUUACGGGACGACGACGAGAGGGUGCGCGAGGGAUUGAGCAUUCAGAGACCGAGGUCUGCUCUGCACAGUGGCGACUUCACCGAGGACCGGUCGCGGGAGAAGCAGCAAGGGCCGCAGGAGGAAGAGGUGGAGGGGGGCGGCAGCGACCGCAGAACCACUCAGUUCUUCGCAUCUCGCAACGCGUGGAUCGCAACGUCGCCCCCGCGAGACUUUUCCUCGUUCCAGUUCGACGGAAGGAUACCUUUUGUGGCCGCGCAUGACGACUACAGAUCUGUGCCUUCGUCUUUGUCCUCGUCAUUCUCGUCAAGUUUCGUGUACAAGCCGCCGACCAGCCCGCUAGUCCAGUCCGAGAGCAAUGAUGACGCUGACCUGUCGAUACCGCUGCACGGCAUCGACAUCGCGACGAGCCCCCUGAACGUGAACUUGCGGAGGCACACGCUGAACUCGGUCGUCCCUCCUCCGUUUGCUGUCCCGCCGCUGAGCCACCCUGCGCUUCACAGGCAGUCCUCGCAACGAGGGACGGCACUGCCGUACCAAGCACACCAACCACGGCGGUCCCUCACAUCCGCGCCCCAAGUGACGCUAUCCGGCACCUCACCGCAAACGCCCGCGUUUCUUAGACCUAGGCGGCCCUCGUUCAAUGCUGAAACUUCUCCAUUGCAGCAUGCGUCCAUGGUCGGGUCCUAUGAAGAGAGCAUCCUCCGGGGUCGAAUGUCGACGACGCCGUCGAAGCCACUCAAUUUCCUUGCGCAGAUUGGCGUGCUGGGCUUGGGGAAGUGUAAGUCCAGCUUGAGAUGUCCGGCCCACGUCACAUUACCUUUUCCCGCGGUAUUUUACAGCUACGGAGGAGCAUCGCAAGGCCGUGUGCGAUCAGAAGACGGGCCAAGUCCAUACGUUGGACAAAUUGACCUGGAAAACGGUCUGCCGAACCCCGAAGAGGGGCAGCGUUCCCGGCGGAAGUUGCAGGCCAGAGUCGCUGAGCGGAGGGCUGUGGAAGACGACGUGGCCAUGGGCGACGGCCCUGCGAUGGUAGAUGGCUCGGAUCGUGAGGCACGCAAAACGCAACGGGCAAGGCGGAGAUCAGGGUCGCCUAGGGCGCCGCCUGGUGGGAGUUAUCGGAUACCCGAGAAGGGCCAGAUCCAAAUCAUUAUCAAGAACCCGAACAAGACGGCUGUCAAGCUGUUCCUGGUCCCGUAUGACCUCGCUGGCAUGGAGCCUGGGACGAAAACCUUCAUCCGACAGCGGAGUUAUUCGGCUGGCCCCAUCAUUGAGAACGCGCCUGGGCUCGCCGAGGCCGUGGGUUCGGAUCGGCCGAUCCUGCGCUAUCUCGUGCAUCUACACAUUUGCUGCCCAGCCAAAGGGCGGUACUACCUUUACAAGAGCAUUCGGAUCGUUUUCGCCAACCGGGUGCCCGAUGGCAAGGAGAAGCUGCGCAACGAGACCACAUGCCCCGAGCCGCGGUACACGCCGUACAAGCCCAUUCGUGCGAUGCACUCACCACUAUCCAACAGCAGCGGCCCCGCAGCAACACUUGCUGCCGAGAAGGCUUUCAGGAGGCGGAGCGCUGGCUUCUCGCUAGGCCAAUCUCUACACGGGUUCGACACAUCGGACGGGCUCUCGCAAUCACCGCAGGCAACAGGGAAACAGCCGUCGCCUUCUCCAUUCAGCUUUGGCGGCAACAACCAGCCGGUGGAUACCAUCCCAUUCGCUCUGCCGGGGCGGGCUCGUCUAGGAAGCAACACCAGCGACAGCACAAACACCACUACAACUCCGGGCAUACUCUCGCCUCAGUCGUCACAGCCAAGCAGGCCAACAACCAAGGACGGCUGGGAAGCUCACAUCGCUCGAUACGAGAAGCUAAACAAGGGGGAUGUCGGAUACGGCGGCAACCUUUUUGCUCCAUCUGGGCGCGGAAGCCCGGGAGGCACGGAAGGAUUACUUUCUCGACGCCUUCGGUCCCUAGGAGUACAGAACCAGGGCGAGCUGUCCUCAGAUCGUCGGGACAGCUCGGAGUAA
Molecule: messenger RNA, 2469 nt
Organism: Colletotrichum higginsianum IMI 349063
Lineage: Eukaryota; Fungi; Ascomycota; Sordariomycetes; Glomerellales; Glomerellaceae
Exons: 1
Coding region: 1-2469 (822 amino acids)
Source: RefSeq, a predicted model, not a curated record